AUGGCGGCACCGCACGUUCCUACGCCUGGAAGUACACCAGCCGGUGGAAACCCCUACUCAACGCCGGAUGAAGGCACGCGUGGCGUUGGCGGACAAGAGAGCGACAGAGGUUUUGGGGGCUCACUAUUGAACUCUGUUCUUGGCAGCAACAAGCAGAGCUCCUCUUCCGGAGGACUGGGAGGUUUGGCCCAAUCCUUCCUGGGUGGCUCGUCAUCUUCACAUGGUGGCUCGAAUCAGCAAGGCCACUCCAGUUCUGGAGGACUUGGAGGAUUGGCACAGUCAUUCUUGGGUGGACAGCAGGGUGGACAGCACGGGGGACAACAUGGGCAGUCAGGACAUUCCUCCAGCGGCGGAGGCCUUGGACAACUAGGCUCAAUGGCUAGCAGCUUCUUGGGCGGUGGCAAGAAUAAGCCACAAAGUGGAGGAUCAAAUCCAUAUGGAUACUCGCAGAACCAGUCUUCAGGCACAUACACCGGCUCUGCCCCAGCAGCUUCGUACCAGCCAUCAGGAUCUCACAUGGGAUCUCAUAGCACCACUCCAGCUGCAUACAGCCAGCACGCCAGUGGCCACAGCACGCCAAGUCACCAACAGCAGCACCAGCCUCAACAUCAGCCAGGCGCUCCGCAGGGCCAGUACGGUCCAUCCAGUGGCGCUUACAAUCCACAAGGCCAACAAGGCUAUGGCCAGCAGCAGCACCCUUCGCCUUAUGGACAGCCACAGCACAGCCAACAUGGCACUCCUCACAAUGCCCCGUAUGGCCAGCAGCAUCAGCCUCCGCAACAGCAGUACGGACAGUCGCAUGGAGGAGGUUACGGAGCACCUCAAGGUUACGAUCAACGACCAAGCGGUUAUGGCUACCAACAGCAAGGAGGUCCUCCACAUGACCAGCAAGGUCAGUAUCAGGCAUAUGGACAGCCGCAGCAGGGCGGUUAUGGCGGGCAGCCGCAGCAAGGAGGGUAUGGUCAUCAGCAACAUCAAGCUCCGCCUCCGAACCCGGGAUGGAGGUAA
Molecule: messenger RNA, 1008 nt
Organism: Ramularia collo-cygni
Lineage: Eukaryota; Fungi; Ascomycota; Dothideomycetes; Mycosphaerellales; Mycosphaerellaceae
Exons: 2
Coding region: 1-1008 (335 amino acids)
Source: RefSeq, a predicted model, not a curated record